Messenger RNA from Boleophthalmus pectinirostris (great blue-spotted mudskipper), 4980 nucleotides. Its product is annotated as A disintegrin and metalloproteinase with thrombospondin motifs 7. Lineage: Eukaryota; Metazoa; Chordata; Actinopteri; Gobiiformes; Gobiidae. The coding region runs from base 169 to 4980 and encodes 1603 amino acids. The transcript is spliced from 24 exons. Gene Ontology annotation, cellular component: extracellular matrix. The record is from RefSeq and is a predicted model, not a curated record. Gene Ontology annotation, biological process: proteolysis; extracellular matrix organization. Gene Ontology annotation, molecular function: metalloendopeptidase activity.
CGGGCCUAGACUCUCCUAUCCCGGCACAGAGCCAUUACGCACGGCUGCCAAACUUAAGCAAGCCCCCCUCUCUCUCCGCCUCGCACGCGGUUCAGAUAACAGAUAACCGACGCUCGCUCCCACAUCUGUAAAUGCUUUCGAACAAUCCUGGUUUAUCAUUGAGACAAAAUGAACCGCGGGGAUGUGAGCGCGCGCGGACAAAGACGCAGGCUCUGGUUCGUUCACGUUUUCCUCGCGCUGCUUUUGGAGACGGUGCAUGAUGCAGCCACACAGCCCCAGCACGCCCCCCCUCACUAUGAAGUGGUCUACCCCAGCCGAGUGGACGCCAAAGGUCACUUCCUGUCCCACUUCCUGUCUCACCACGCUCCCAGGGUGCACCGACGAGCGGCUCCAGUGGACACAGGGGACAGGGGGGACAUAAAAGACAGAGUGGACCCGUGGGACAGAUGGGACCUGGACAGUGUCUUCUAUCAAGUGCGACACGGCGGACACACCCUGCGCUUUAACCUGACCCUGAACCCUCACCUGCUGGCCCCGGGGUUCCUGAGCGAGAGGAGGUACGGGGGCCUGAGCGGGGCCAAACUUCAGCCCCCCUCGGCCUCGCGCUGUCACUACCUGGGAGAGGUGUGGGAGGAGGACGCGGUGAGAGGGAGAGCAGCCAUCAGCACCUGCAGCGGCCUUACAGGGAUGUUUAAGUUUUCUGAAGAGGAGUUUUUCAUGGAGCCUCUGGAACAGUCCGACCAGGAGGGAACCGCAGCCCAGGCCCACGCCAUCUACAGACGCCAUGAUGCCCCGUCCGCCCCGUCCGCCCUGUCUGCCCCUCCAGGCACCAGGGCAGCCGGCUACAACGGGACGUGUGGGCUCAGAGCGUCGUUGGAGCGGCUGGAGCGGCAGAGGGAGCGCUGGGAGCAGAGGCAGAGGAGGACUCGUCGGAUCCGCCCUCGCUCCAUCAGCUCCGAGCGCUGGGUGGAGACGCUGGUGGUGGCGGAUCACAAGAUGGUGGAGUACCACGGGAGCAAGGCUGUGGAGGGAUACGUCCUGGCCAUCAUGAACAUUGUGUCAGGUCUGUACAGUGACGCCACUAUUGGAAACGCCAUCAACAUCGUGGUGGUGCGUCUCAUUCUGCUGGAGCAGGAGGAGGACGAGCUGAAGAUCACACAUCACGCAGACCACAGCCUCAACAGCUUCUGUAAGUGGCAGAAAAGUCUGAACAUGAAGGGAGACGACCACCCGCUCCACCACGACGUCGCUGUGCUGCUCACCAGGAAGGACAUCUGUGCAUCGGUGAAUUCUCCGUGUGAGACUCUGGGCUUGUCUCACGUGGCGGGGAUGUGCCAGCCCCACCGCAGCUGCAGCAUCAGUGAGGACACGGGGCUGCCCCUCGCCUUCACUGUGGCUCACGAGCUCGGACACAACUUUGGAAUCCAACACGACGGCAGCGGCAACGACUGUGAGCCUGUGGGGAAGAGGCCCUUUGUCAUGUCCCCUCAACUCCUCUACGGGACCUCGGUGCCCAAGUGGUCCCCCUGCAGCCGGGACUACAUCACACGCUUCCUCGAUCGUGGCUGGGGCUGGUGUCUGGACGAUCCUCCUGGUCAGAACCUUCUGGAGGUGGGCUCCCUGCUGCCCGGAGUGCUCUACAGCGCCCCCCACCAGUGCCGCCUGCAGUACGGCUCCGGCUCGGCUCUGUGUCCGGACAUGGACGACGUGUGCAGUACUCUGUGGUGCAGUGUGGGACACACCUGUCACUCCAAACUGGACGGAGCAGUGGACGGGACGAGCUGUGGACAGGACAAGUGGUGCGUGAGUGGACGGUGUGUUUCUGUGGGGCAGUACCCUGAGAGUGUGGACGGAGGCUGGGCUUCAUGGAGCGAAUGGUCGUCCUGCACCAGGACAUGUGGCUCUGGAGUGCAGAGCGCCCACAGGGACUGCACAAGCCCACUUCCUAGGCACAGGGGGCGCUACUGUCUGGGCGAGCGCCGCAGGUACCGUGUGUGUAACCCCGCCCCCUGUACAGAGGACACGCCCACUUUCAGAGACCAGCAGUGCAGCCACUUCAACAGCCUGCCCUACAAAGGACACCUGUACAGCUGGGUGGCAGUCUACAACAGAGUCAGCCCGUGUGAGCUGCACUGUCGGCCUCUCCACCAGCACUUCUCAGAAAAGAUGAGGGACGCGGCCGCUGAUGGAACUCCGUGCUACGAAGGUAGCAAAAGCCGAGAUAUGUGCAUCAAUGGCAUCUGUAAGAGUAUGGGCUGUGACCUGGUCAUUGACUCCAGCGCUGAGGAGGAUCGCUGCGGAGUGUGCAACGGAAACGGCUCCACCUGCGCCACCGUCAUGAAGACUUUUGAGCAGAGCGAAGGACUUGGGUACGUGGACAUCGGCCUGAUCCCAGAGGGCUCGUGGGACAUCCGCAUUGAGGAGGUGGCCGAGGCUGGGAACUUCCUGGCGCUGCGCAGUGACAGUCCAAACAAGUACUUUCUGAACGGAGCGUGGACCAUCCAGUGGAACGGAGAGUACAAGGCAGCCGGGACCGUGUUCAAGUACGAGAGGAGCGGGCAGCUAGAGAACCUCACCUCCCCGGGGCCCACCACCGAACCUCUCUGGAUACAGCUUAUCUUUCAGGAGUCUAAUCCUGGAGUGCGUUAUGAGUACACCAUAAACCAGAACGCCUCGUCACACACAGAGCCUGGCUCCUCACGAUUCUACUGGAAACACGGCUCCUGGAGCGAGUGCAGCGUCACCUGCGGGACAGGUAACAAACUCUGGCAGAUUCUGUGUUCUGUGAGCUGCGGCAGUGGCACACGCUGGAGAAACGUAACCUGCUCCAGAGACACAGGCGCCGACUGCGACCUCCAGAAGAGACCCCCCUCGCUGGGCACCUGCCACCCCCGCGACUGCCCCCCUCCGCAGGACAACUUCGACUGGUCCGGGAGCGGCUGGUCCAGCAAAGACAUCCUCAACGAAAUCAACUCCAUCCCAGAUAUCAAACCGCCCCCAAAGUCCGCCACCACCAAAGCGCAGCCCAAACCCCACCCGGACGUGAAUGACAUCAUCGAGGGUGACUUCCACUACCACAAUAACAUAGAAAGCACUCAUGUCUCUCAGGAAAAACGCGUAAAAGUGGACGAUUUUUACUACGAUUACAACUUCAUCAACUUUCACGAAGACUUAGCCAAUGACAAUGAUGUUGAAAGUGACGGAAAAUACUCAGGGAAUGAAGACUUAGCUCCGAAACCAGAAAGCGUGGAGAUGACAAGUCCUCCUACGUUUGCUCCUUCAACACCUACAAACUCCAUUCAUAAAGAUACAGAGCAGAGCACAGACUCUGACAGUGCCAAAGUCAACAUCAUCGCCUCAACAAAAAAUUCUAUUGAGAAAACGGUGAACAAUAUGGACGACUUUCUGGCUGAAGAUUAUCUCCUGCCAGUUUCCACCACCCGCUCGCCUCCAUUGUCCACAACAAAUGACCCACUGGCAAGAAAAGGUGAAGACAUAAGCGAUGCAAAGUCAACAAAGAAGAGGUUACAAGACUCAGAAAUGAAUGGUCUGGAUGAGGAAGGAAGCUACGAAGACAUAAGUACAACGCCAGGGCAAUAUGUGACUUCUUCACCUGGAGUCACAAUAACUGCCAACGUUGCGCAAGAAGCUACAAGUUCUCUACAAGUACUCGAAGUUUCUGAGUCCCAAACUGUAGAAACUGUAGAAAACACAUUAUCGCCAAUUGAAUCUCUAUCGGUAACGAAACUGAAUGAAGAAAAUUCAGAAAAUCUUGGUGCAACCCCUUCUUCUGAAACAGCAACUGGAAAGGAACUACCUCUCGGAAAGCAACCUACGACGCUUCAGCCACGUUCUACUACAACUGGAAGCUAUUCUGAGGAUUCUGUCGAUUAUGAAUACGCUGAAAUUCCUUACAUCUCAACAGCAACAACCGGGAAGGCGUAUCCUGGCAUUUCGCAGCAGUAUCCCACGGCGACGGCAGCUCCGGUUGUAACAGAGCCUGAACAGAGAGAAUAUGCAACACCUGCUACUUGGCUUUUAUCGCUCUUCCCGUCCAAGGCGCCGCGAGCUAAUGCCCACUGGGUCACCGGAAACUGGAGUGCGUGCUCGACCAGUUGUGGCCUGGGGGCAGUGUGGAGGUCCCUGAGCUGCAGCACAGGCUCGGAGGUCGACUGUGACCCCGCCAAGAGGCCCGCCCCUGCCCAGAGGUGCUACCUGAGGCCCUGCUCCACCUGGAACCUCGGACCCUGGACCAAGUGCUCGCGGGCCUGUGGAGGAGGAGUGAGGAUGAGAGAUGUGCAGUGUUUUGACAUGAGAGACGCUCGGCCCCUGCGACCCUUCCACUGCAGAGCCACGUCCGUGCGGCCCCCAUCUCUGGCCCCCUGUAACCUGCAGCCCUGCCUGGACUGGUACACGUCGUCCUGGGGACAGUGCUCAGAGGUGUGCGGUGGUGGGCAGCAGCAGAGGAUGGUGACGUGUCCAGAGGAGGACCAGUGUGACCCAGACCAUGAGCCAGAGCACAUCCAGAGGUGUAACAAUCAGCCGUGUGCACAGUGGCUCACGGGCUCCUGGGGGCAGUGCUCUGCCUCGUGUGGGGGAGGCCUGCAGCUUCGCCUCAUCAAAUGUGUGGACACGAGAGAAGAGCCGGCGCAGGAGCUGGAACCGUCUCACUGCAACCAGGAGCCCCAGCCCGACAGCACCAGGAAGUGUGAGCUGCAGGAGUGCAAGAGCGCCCCCACUGCAGUGUGUGCGCGCGACCGCCUCACCUCACGCUUCUGUCAGACUCUGCGCUGGUUGGGCCGCUGCUCCCUGGCCAACGUCAGGACCCAGUGCUGUCGGACGUGUAGCCUCCACCCGCGGAUCCUCCAGCCCGGCAGCAGACAGACCGGAGCUAACCCGGGCCCCAGAGCUCCAGGGGCCCAACGGACACCAGCUAACCCGGGAACCCAAGCGCCCCAGCCGAGAGGAGCACUCAGGUGA